CUCCAUCUUUCCUACAGUUCGUGCGCUGGCAGAACUCCAAGAGGCUGAUCUAUGGGUCCCUGGUCUGCCUGUCAUAUGAUAAUUUUGAGAGCUUCUUGUUUGCCACAGUAUCAGACCGGGACCCGAAAGACCUUCAGAAGGGACAGGUCCAGAUUAUCUUUACUGAAGAGAGCAGAAUGAAGUUGGCCCAAAUUGAGAAAGGUCAGAUGUUCCUGAUGGUGGAGACCACCGCUUACUUUGAGGCCUAUCGGUAUGUUCUAGAUGGCCUACAGGAGCAGCAGGAGGCUGACCUGCCCUUUCAGAGGUACAUUGUGGAGUGUGACACAGACGUGCAACCCCCAGCUUAUCUCCGAAGAAAUGAUAUUUAUAACCUGUCAUCUGUGGCUGACCCUGAUUAUAAGGCCAGUGUACAGGCCUUUCACAGCCUGAAGGCAGAUGCCUGGCCAAGGAUGGAGGAGCUGGGACUAGAUGAGUCUCAGAUGAAAGCAUUCCAGCUGGCCGUCACAAAGGAACUGGCCAUCAUACAGGGACCUCCUGGCACUGGAAAAACCUACGUUGGACUUAAGAUUGCUCAGGCUCUUUUAAACAAUCAGGGUCUUUGGAGAACUCCUCUAGUUGGUAACUCUCCGAUGCUGGUAGUGUGUUACACUAAUCAUGCUCUGGAUCAAUUCCUUGAGGGUAUCCAUAAAUUCCUACCAACCGGCAUAGUGCGAGUGGGAGGCCGCAGCAACAGUGAAGUCCUGAAGCGUUUCAAUCUGAGGGAGCUGAUCACCUCACAUGAAUUCAGACGAACGUUACCAGCUCAUCUGCGUACUGCAUUCAAUGAGAUUUACAAGCAACUGUGUCAGGAAGAGAGGGAAAUUCAAACUCAAAGCGUGAAGCUUGAGUGUUCUCUGAAAGGCGUCCUGCGUGAAACCUUCCUUCAGAGGUUCAUUUUAGCAAUACACUGGGACAGUCUGCACCUACCACUUACACAGGAUGGUUUUGAGACCUGGGGUAAGAAGUCCAGUCUGAUAAUGGAGUGGUUGGGCUUGGGUACCACUGCCUUCCUGCAGAGGGAGACAGAGAAUGCAAAUGGUGCAGCAGAGGAAGCAAUGGAAGAGGAAGAAGAGGACCUCAUUGAGAUUGCAGAGGAGGCAGAUCUGAUCCAGGCAGAGCGAUUUAUUGAAGACGACAUUCAUCCCAGAGGUGGUAGAGAUGACAAAAAGAGGGAAUUCAUGGAGGAGAAUGUCAGAGAAGUGGAAGAACUGAUGCUGGCUAUGAACCUGGAUAAAGCUGAAAUAAAGGCUGAGAACAGUGAGGAAGGAUGGGAGAUACAACAAGGCCAGAAGAAAAAGAUGAAGAGCAAAAUCAGGAAAGAACUGGGGAAGAGCUCGGCAAUGACUGAUGAAGAAGAAGAGAACGUCUUUGAUAUCUGGACCCUUAGCUUGCCCGAUCGAUGGCGACUCUAUAGGUUGUGGGUGGCACGCUACAGAGUAGAGCUUCGCACCAGAGCUCUCGAGUCUGAGCAGGCCUAUCAGAAUGCAGUGGACAGACUAGCUGAUGUGAAACGUCACCAGCAACUCUGUCUCCUCAAGGAAGCUACGGUUAUUGGAAUGACUACAACGGGGGCGGCCAAGUUCCGAAAGACUUUACAGGAAGUGCGUCCAUGUCUGGUGAUUGUAGAAGAGGCUGCAGAGGUCUUAGAGGCCCACACCAUCACCACAUUGAGUCAGGCAUGCCAGCACCUCAUCCUCAUUGGAGACCACCAGCAGCUGCGUCCCAGUGCCACAGUAUAUGAACUUGCUAAGAACUUCAAUCUGGAGAUGUCCAUGUUUGAGAGGCUGGUGAAGAUGGGACUUCCUUAUGUUAGACUCAACUAUCAGCAUCGUAUGAGGCCAGACAUUGCCCGUCUUCUGACCCCACACAUCUACUCAGAGUUGGAAAACCAUCCCUCUGUGUUGGACUAUGACAACAUCAAGGGCCUUAACACAAAUUUAUUCUUUGUGGAGCACAACUGCCAAGAAGAAAUGAUCAAAGAUGGGAAAAGCCAUCAGAACCAACAUGAGGCCAAGUUUGUAGUUCGUCUUUGCCGCUAUCUUCUCCUUCAGGACUACAAACCAGAACAAAUUACCAUCCUUACAACCUAUACUGGCCAGCUCCACUGUCUUCGCAGAGAAAUGCCUGCCCCGCUGUUCUCAGGGGUCAAAGUGCAUGUGGUUGACAAGUACCAAGGAGAAGAGAAUGACAUUGUCUUGUUGUCUCUGGUCCGCAGUAAUAUGCAGGGUAAGGUUGGCUUUUUGAACAUCCCCAAUCGCGUCUGUGUAGCCUUGUCCCGUGCCAAGAAAGGUCUCUACUGUAUAGGCAACAGUACAAUGCUGAGUCAAGUCAAACUGUGGAGCAAUAUCUUCCAUACCUUGAGGGAGAAGGACCAAGUUGGGAAGGCUCUGACCCUAUGCUGUCAGAAUCAUCCAACUCGACAGGUAAAAGCCUCUUGUGCUGACGAUUUCAAACAAGCCCCUGAGGGGGGCUGCACUCAGCCUUGUGCGUUCCGUUUGGAUUGUGGCCAUGUUUGCUCAAGAGUCUGCCACCCCUACGACCCAGAGCACAAAGAGUACAAGUGUGGCAAGAAGUGCCAGAAGAUUUUAUGUGACCAGGGACACAGGUGCACAUUAGUUUGCCAUAAAGCAUGCCCAAAGAAAUGUCAAGUGAAGGUUGAAAAGAUCAUACCCCAGUGUCAACACAAGCAGAUGGUUCCUUGCCACCAGGACCCGGAGACAUUUAAGUGCCAGGAGCCUUGUCAGAAAACGCUCCAGUGUGGACAUCCAUGUGAUUCAUCCUGUGGGGAAGCAUGCACAUAUGAGUGCAAGGUAAAGAUCACCUUAGAACUAAGGUGCGGCCACAACCAGCAAGAUGCUUGCUAUUAUAAAACUCAGGGAAAGGACCCUGAAUGUAGGGCCCCUUGUGAGCAUCGGCUAAUAUGUGGCCAUGCCUGUCGUGGUACCUGUGGCAAGUGUUAUCAGGGACGCUUCCACUACCCCUGUCUUCACCAGUGUGAGCGUCUCCUCAUUUGCUCUCACAAGUGUAGGGAGCCUUGCACUCGUGAUUGUCCCCCAUGUAAGAAACCGUGUGAGAAUUGCUGCAUCCACAGUGAGUGCAAGAAACCAUGCGGACAGCCUUGUGCUCCAUGCAUUGAGCCCUGUGCUUGGGAGUGCCCUCACCAGCGCUGUGGUAAGCUUUGCUAUGAACCGUGUGAUCGUCAACCGUGCACCCAACCCUGUGACAAGACACUGGAUUGCGGCCACCCAUGCAUAGGUCUUUGUGGAGACAAAUGUCCAAGCAAAUGUCGCAUCUGUGAUAAAGAUGAGGUCACUGAAAUUUUCUUUGGCAAUGAGGAUGACCCUGAGGCUCACUUCAUUCAGCUAGAGGACUGCAGGCACAUCAUUGAGUACACAGCCAUGGACAUAUACAUGGGGAUGGAUGACAACCAGCAGGCAAAUGAAGGAGAGCAGGUGGCUAUAAAACUGAAGGAAUGUCCAAGGUGUCGAACUCCAAUCCGCAAGAACCUACGCUAUGGAUCUCACAUCAAUCGCAGUCUAGCUGAGAUAGAGAUGGUGAAGGAGAAGAUAAAUGGGAACCAGAAAGAUAUUGAAAAGCACAAGAGGGCCCUUCAAAAACAAUGGAACGACAACCUUCACAUGAGUGAAACUCACCUGCAAGAAUAUAUGGAUAUCCAACAUAGACUGAAAAUGCGGUAUCACACAGCAAAUGAUCUAUGGGUCCUGGAAAACAAAAUGGAUUUCCUACUUAGGGUUGAAAAACUGCUGAAGAUUGAAAGAGAAGAAAUGUCAGUCCUUCAAGGCAACAAGUUUAGGAAGACUGUUCAGGAGUUUGUACGCUGGCUCGUGGGCUUCCAAUCAAAAUUCACAGAGCAGCAGGUGUUUGAUUUGCAGAGGGAACUACGGAGACUCACUCUCCUGGUUGAAUUCAAUGCCCAGUGCAAUGUGGCAAGCAAAAGAGGACAAAGUAACAAAAUUCAAUCUGAGGUCCAAACAAUGGAAAAAGUUUUGGAAAAGCUGGGCCAAUUCACUGAGCAAGAUGAAGAAAGAGUAAAAGAAAUCAUGAAGGAGCUGAACAAAAAGGUUCCACUCACCGGUUUGGGGAUCAGUGAUGAGGAGAGAAAGAUGAUCGUCUCAGCAGUAAAAAUGCCACCUGGACACUGGCACAAAUGUCCUAAUGGCCAUGUCUAUCUCAUAGCAGACUGUGGGGGGGCUAUGGAGAGUCGAUCCUGCCCUGAUUGUGAUGCCACCAUUGGGGGGGCCAAUCACAGGCUGGCUAGUGGCAACCAUGUCGCCACUGAGAUGGAUGGAGCACAACACCCUGCUUGGUCUGAAGUCAACAACCUUCUUAACUUUGGUCAACUUGACCUCUAAAAGUCAAAAGUCAGUUGCCUUCAGUCUCAAAUGUAAAACCAGUGAAUGGCAGGUUAUGAUUUAACUGAAGUAACCACAUUCAUUCAUGCUUGAUUCUCUAUGGUUCUGUACUGAAUUCACAUUAAUUUAAGGGAAGUGACAUUGUCUAUUCUCUUCAUGACAAUCAAGUCACCUUUAAGAUGGAUGGGGCAGAGCACUUCUGUUUCUCAGAUCACAAUCUUUUUGCAUGAAAUUGACUUUUGAACUUGAAAAUACAGACUUGAGUAUUAAAACAGUAGCAAUAAUCUCUUUCAUCAAUAUUCACUUUGCUUUCUAACAUGAACUGAUGUGAAGAAAGGGAACUUCUAGUUCAUGAGAUAUUUGCCAUAUGCUAUACAAAACAGUGGAUACUGUUUUUGUUUUGUUUUUUCCAAUAUAUUUUGCAAAGAGUAAGUGUUGGAUAAUAGCUUACUGAAUGAUUGUUCAAAUAUUAACUGUACCUCAGAUACUGUAUGUUCAAGGCUCCUGUGUAAAUUUUCCUGUGCCUUAACAAUAGAUGGCAGUAAAACACUGUAAAAGAAAAACAUGAAUUGAUUGUUAUUGUGCUUGCAAUUUGCUCAAAUAUAAUAAAAUAUAUCUG
This is a messenger RNA of Scomber japonicus (chub mackerel), 5031 nucleotides long. RefSeq names its product zinc finger, NFX1-type containing 1 (gene znfx1). The transcript has 14 exons. Gene Ontology annotation, cellular component: nuclear RNA-directed RNA polymerase complex; nucleus. Gene Ontology annotation, biological process: regulatory ncRNA-mediated heterochromatin formation. Gene Ontology annotation, molecular function: zinc ion binding; helicase activity. The record is from RefSeq and is a predicted model, not a curated record. The coding region runs from base 177 to 4412 and encodes 1411 amino acids. Lineage: Eukaryota; Metazoa; Chordata; Actinopteri; Scombriformes; Scombridae.